This is a messenger RNA of Fimicolochytrium jonesii, 708 nucleotides long. RefSeq names its product ribosomal protein L34e-domain-containing protein. Gene Ontology annotation, cellular component: ribosome. The coding region runs from base 150 to 506 and encodes 118 amino acids. NCBI's taxonomy places the organism in Eukaryota, Fungi, Chytridiomycota, Chytridiomycetes, Spizellomycetales, Powellomycetaceae. Gene Ontology annotation, molecular function: structural constituent of ribosome. The transcript has 5 exons. The record is from RefSeq and is a predicted model, not a curated record. Gene Ontology annotation, biological process: translation.
UGGUGCGCAUCGCACCGCAUUCCCGGACUAUGGUCAUAUCCUGCUUGCGUGUCCGUCGCUGGUACUCGCUUCAUCCCUCAACGCAGCGCAAUUGAGCUCGGUUCCAUCCAAGCUUGCUAACGUCCAUACAAGACUCAGAUACAGUCAACAUGGUCCAGCGCGUCACAUACCGCCGUAGGUUGUCCUACAACACCAAGUCCAACAAGACCAGGGUCAUCAAGACUCCCGGUGGCAAGUUGGCUUUCCUUCACAUCACCAAGAAGGCGUCUGCGCCCAAGUGCGGUGACUGCGGCAACGUUCUCUCUGGGAUCCCCGCUCUCCGCCCCACCGAGUACGCCCGUCUGUCUCGCCGUCAGAAGAGCGUCACCCGCCCCUACGGAGGAAGCCGAUGUGGAACCUGCGUGCGCUCCCGGAUCGUCCGUGCUUUCCUCAUUGAGGAGCAGAAGAUCGUGAAGAGGGUGUUGAAGGCUCAACAGGUCGAGGCGAAGAAGGGCGGCAAGAAAUAAGCUGGACCAACGCAGCCUUGCCACACUAUUAGGGGCAACCAGACGAGCAGGAUCGAAAGAUGAUUUUGAGCGUGUUUUGGCUGGUGGCUCGUGUACAUUUCGAGGUCCGCCAACCUUGUUACCGAAUAGACCAAUAAACUGGCACUUUUUGUCUUCUUUGAUUCGAUGGGAUUUCCUUCAGUGGACCUAAUUGAAACCGUGG